AUGUUUGGCUACCAAGCCAUACAUGAGACGAACGUACUUGAAAAGCAGCUAACAAAGAAUCUUAAGGCUUUUUACUACAACACAAAGCUGUAUGCUUACUACCAAGGCUGCUCCGAGGGUGGUCGCGAGGGUUGGAGUCAAAUACAAGGCUUUGAAGAGCUAGAUGGUGCAAGUGUGAGUGCUCCUGCGUUCAGGUAUGCGCACCAACAGACCCAACAUCUGUAUAGCAACGUUGUGGAGAAGACGCUAAGAUAUUUUCCAUCGCCGUGUAAACUAGAUGCUAUCGCAAACGCCAUAAUCAAGUUCUGCGACCCACUGGACAGAAAGACCGACGGGGUCGUCGCGCGUUCGGACCUAUGCAAACUGCACUUCAACAUCAACUCGACUAUCGGACUUCCCUACUACUGUCCCGCGAAGUCUGGUGGGAGAAACCCAUUUGGUCCAGGUGGUGGCGCGUCAACGCCCGUCCAAAACGGCACAGUCUCAGGCCAGGCUGCAGCAGUCGCCCAGACUGUCAUUGAUGGCCUCCACGACACUCGAGGCCGACAAGCCUACUUCUCCUACCAACCUGCUGCCACUUUCGAAGAUGCGCAGACCAAGUACAACAGCACAACUCAGGAGUGGGAACUCAACAUUAGCGGCUUAGGCGGUGAAUUCGUAACCCGCUAUCUCUGGCUCCAAAAUACCUCAACCCUCGCGUCGCUCGAGGGUAUAACAUAUGACACACUCAAAGAAGAGAUGUACAAUCUCUGGCAGACCUACGAAGACAGUUUCCAGACGACGUGGCCUGACCUGAGCCGCUUCGAAGCCAGCGGCGGCAAAAUCCUGCACGUCCAUGGCGAGAGCGAUAAUUCAAUUCCACCGGCGAGCAGCGUACGGUACUGGGAGUCUGUGCGAUCAAUCAUGUAUCCGAGACCAAGCUACAACGAGUCCACUACCAAACUGCAGGACUUCUACCGCUUCUUCUUAGUGCCCGGAGCGGCUCAUUGCAGCGCGAACGGGUACCAGCCAAACGGCGAGUGGCCACAGACCGUCAUGAGGCCGUUGGUUGACUGUGUUGAGAAUGAAAAGGCGCCGGACAUGCUGGACGCCACAGUGCUGUUGGGUGCUAACAAGGGAUAA
Messenger RNA from Ascochyta rabiei, 1122 nucleotides. RefSeq names its product Tannase. The transcript has a single exon. Bases 1 to 1122 code for a protein of 373 amino acids. NCBI's taxonomy places the organism in Eukaryota, Fungi, Ascomycota, Dothideomycetes, Pleosporales, Didymellaceae. The record is from RefSeq and is a predicted model, not a curated record.